This is a messenger RNA of Drosophila melanogaster (fruit fly), 422 nucleotides long. RefSeq lists its product as uncharacterized. The record is from RefSeq and is marked reviewed. NCBI's taxonomy places the organism in Eukaryota, Metazoa, Arthropoda, Insecta, Diptera, Drosophilidae. The transcript is spliced from 2 exons. The coding region runs from base 84 to 215 and encodes 43 amino acids.
GCGACAGCAUUUUGGCCGACGACUUUGGAUUUAAUCUGCCCCCUGGAGGCGGAAUUGUUUUAAGAGAGCGCAACACAGCGAUAAUGAGCCAACAACGUCGCUACUUGGUUAAGCAACUCAUCAAGUCGGCCAAUGUGGUUUUGGUGGGACUGUUGGUCUACAACUUGUGGCGUCACAAAUGGACCAAAGUGAAUUUCAAUCAGCAUCGGUUUUGAUUGAUUUUAGCUAUUCCCCAGGCAAUUUCUGUGUGUAUGUGUGCUCGCUGAUUGAUUGAUUGCUUAAUUAAUGAAUCGAACAUCAGCUUAAAUGUCAUUAACAGUUGGCCAGGAUUAACGACUCCUGAAUGUGGCCGAUGGGAUUUGCAAAUUUAAUUUCCUCUAACAGUGGAACUGUCAAGUGGUGAGAAAAGUUCGGAGGGAAAU